Messenger RNA from Alligator mississippiensis (American alligator), 2087 nucleotides. RefSeq names its product acyl-CoA dehydrogenase very long chain (gene ACADVL). The record is from RefSeq and is a predicted model, not a curated record. Gene Ontology annotation, molecular function: very-long-chain fatty acyl-CoA dehydrogenase activity; flavin adenine dinucleotide binding; fatty-acyl-CoA binding. Lineage: Eukaryota; Metazoa; Chordata; Crocodylia; Alligatoridae. Bases 113 to 2008 code for a protein of 631 amino acids. The transcript has 20 exons.
AAGUACAGAGAGGUGGCGGACAUCAACCUCUGGGGCACGGUCAGGGUGACCCAGGCUUUCCUGCCGCUCGUCCGCAGAGCCCGAGGGGAGCUGCGUGUCGGCCCCGGAGAGGAUGCUGCGUCUGGUCGGGACCAGGCUUGCUCGCAAGUGGUGGAGGCAGCUCUGGGCGCAGCCCCUGGCCAAGCCCGCCUGCAGGCUGCCGUACUACAGAGCGCUCCCGAGAGCCAAGUACUCGAGUCAAAAAGACCCGGAGCCCGGGUCCUUUGUCAGGAGCACGUUCAACGGGCAGCUCGUCCCCGACCACGUCUUCCCCUUCCCCUCAGUUCUCACAGCAGAGCAGACCCAAUUCCUGCAGGCCCUGGUGGAUCCCUGCGCCCGCUUCUUCCAGGAGGUGAACGACCCCGCCAAGAACGAGAAGCUGGAGGGCAUCGAGGAGGCCACCCUGGCGGGGCUGAAGGCGAUGGGAGCCUUUGGGCUGCAGGUGCCCGAGGAGCUGGGGGGCGUCGGGCUGACCAACACCCAGUACGCGCGCGUGGUGGAGGUGGUGGGUGUGCACGACCUCGGCGUGGGCAUCAGCCUGGGUGCCCAUCAGUCCAUCGGCUUCAAGGGGAUCCUGCUGUUCGGCACCAGGAGUCAGAAGGAGAAGUACUUGCCCAAGCUGGCAUCCGGCGAGACCGUCGCCGCCUUCUGCCUGACGGAGCCCUCGAGCGGCUCCGACGCGGCCUCCAUCCGGACCGUGGCCGAGCCCAGCGCCUGCGGGAACUUCUACACGCUCAACGGGGGCAAGAUCUGGAUCAGUAAUGGAGGGACAGCGGAGAUCUUCACCGUGUUCGCCAAGACGCCGGUGAAGGAGAGGACAGGGGAGGUGACGGAGAAGAUCUCUGCCUUCAUCGUGGAGAGGGCGUUUGGGGGUGUGACCAGUGGCCCCCCGGAGAAGAAGAUGGGGAUCAAGUGCUCCAACACAGCGGAGGUGCACUUCGACAAUGUGAAAGUGCCUGCGGAAAACCUGCUUGGGGAGCUCGGCAAAGGCUUCAAGGUGGCCAUGAACAUCCUGAACAACGGGCGCUUCGGGAUGGCGUCUGCCCUGGCCGGCACCAUGCGGGGUGUGAUCGUCAAGGCGGCCGAGCACGCUGCUGCACGCACGCAGUUUGGGAGCAAGAUCAGCCGCUACGGUGCCAUUCAGGAGAAGAUCGCUCACAUGGCCAUGCUGCACUAUGUCACUGAGUCGAUGGCCUACGUGCUGAGCGCCAACAUGGACAUGCGGGUGCCUGACUACAAACUGGAGGCCGCCAUCAGCAAGAUCUUUGCGUCGGAAGCCGCCUGGCACGUCGCGGACGAGUGCAUCCAGGUGCUUGGAGGAAUGGGCUACAUGCAGGAGACCGGGGUCGAGAAAGUCAUGAGGGACCUGAGGAUCUUCCGGAUUUUCGAGGGCACCAAUGACAUCCUGCGGCUGUUCGUGGCACUGGUGGGCAUCGAGUACGCCGGGGACCAGUUAAAGCGUCUGCAGAAAAACCUCCUGAAGCCGGCAGGGAAAGUUGGUGCCAUCCUGCAGGAGAUCGGGCUGAGAGCGAAGCGCAAAGUCGGGAUUUCCACUGGCUCCUCGCUGCAGGGCAUCGUUCACCCGGACCUGGACGGCAGCGCGGACCUGGUGACGAAGGCAGUGGACCUGCUGGGGGAGGCCGUGGAGAGCCUCCUGCUGAAGUACGGCACCAAGGUGGUAGACAAGCAGUUCCACCUGAAGCGCAUAGCCGACGCUGCCAUCGACAUCUAUGCCAUGGCCGUGGUGCUCUCCAGGGCCACGCGUUCCCUGUCGCUGGGACAGCCGACCGCGGAGCACGAGAAGCUCCUCUGCCAGACGUGGUGCCACGAGGCAUUCGAGCGCGUGAGGGGGAACCUCCAGGCAGCAAAGUCCCCGCCGUGGACCCAGAGCUUCACCAACAAGGAGCUCAUCUCGGACGCCGUGGUGCAGAACGGCGGGGUCCUGGCCUCGCACCCGCUGAGCUUCUGAGGGGGGGCGCGGGCUGGCCUCGCGUGGGGAGGACGACACAUCUGCUGGGGAGAAGGAAAGCAUUAAAUUUAUUUACUUC